Molecule: messenger RNA, 1646 nt
Organism: Orussus abietinus
Lineage: Eukaryota; Metazoa; Arthropoda; Insecta; Hymenoptera; Orussidae
Product: CD151 antigen-like
Exons: 3
Coding region: 62-565 (167 amino acids)
Cellular component (GO): membrane
Source: RefSeq, a predicted model, not a curated record
UCCAGAAACAAUGACGAGGUGACGGCCCAGCGUGCAUUGUAAAGAACGCGAGAAAUCCAAGAUGGCGAAGGGCGCCGAAAGAUUGCCUGGAACUUCCACCAGAAUCCGAACCAGAGAUGACGGUUGCUGUUCGGUUAAUUUCCUGAAAUACGUCCUGCACAUUUACAACGUCGUCCUUUUCCUCUCCGGCAUAGUUGUGGGCGGCAUCGGAAUCUGGACGGUAGUGGCGAAGCAUAAUUACAUAUCACUUAUGGCGACAUACACCUACCCGAUACUGGCGUAUGCACUCAUCGUUGCUGGCGGGUUGGCAGUGAUUGGCAGCUUCCUGGGAUGUGGUGGAGUCACCACCGAAAAUCGAUGUGUCCUCCUUGUGUACAUCUUCGUGGUGAUGGCGGUCCUCGUCCUGGAAGCUGGAGUCGGAGCAAUGGCGCGUCUCUACGAAGAAGAAGUCGGCCUGGAGUUCAGGAUGAAUCUCAACCAAACUUUCCUCGAAACAUACUCCGUGAAGUCCCGAGAAACCACCGCCAUAGACCAGAUGCAAAAAGAGGUGAGACAUAAGGAGUGAUUAAAUGCAUAAAAUUUAAUACCAUGCAGAAAAGCCUUAGGGUUUUAAUACCUUUCCUUUAGACGUGUCGUCGGCUUUAUUUUCCACAAAUGCAGAGACCAUGAAAGGGUCGCACAGCCAUGCCAUAAAAGAUAUAACAUGUUUCUACUGUAUGCAUGAGGUACAAUGUUCACACGUUUCCUUCAGAUAUUGCACAUUACGGGUCCCCUACGUCUCGCAGUUAUCGUAAAGGCGUUCUCAUUCUUGAAGAUGUUAUCGCCGGGUAUCUUAAGUAAAUGUCUCGAAACGCAGUCGCUUAUAAACGCCUCAGAGCUGUGCCAGGAAUUUUCAAGAAUCACCGAUUUUCCAGGAAUUUUCAGGAAUCCCGAUUUUCGAAGAAUUUUCAAGAAUCUCGAUUUUCCAGGAAUUUUCCAGGAAUUGUUUAGACACGAUAAAGAGUUACUUCAUAAAUCGUUAAUUCUAAUUGUACAGUCUAAUAUUAAGGAAGUACACGAAUGUCUAUGUAAAGUAUGCCAGGAAUUUUCGAGAAUCGCCGAUAUACCAGGAAUUUAAUAGAAGUCAUUUAAGUACGAUAAAAAGAGAAGUCGGGAAUUUUAAUUCUCUAUUUAUGUAUCAAGGCUGUAUGCGAACGUCUAUAUAUAGUAUUUAGUCCUGCUUUUCCACUCUUCGGGAAGAUCCCCUCGGGGAUUAUUAUUUUCGCAAAGUGGAUUGCAAAGGACUUACACCGAGACGCUUCCAAUUAUCCUGGUUGACAAGGAAGCUUACAAUAAAUAAUCCUACCGAGAGAACCGAGUAAUUAAACGCAUUGUCUUUUAAACUGAUCAAUCGGAUUCAAGGAAAGCGCUCAAUCCUGAAUUAUUCCCAACUCCCAGAAUAAUAUCCUUUUUACUUAAAUUAUAAUUUUCUUUUAACUUGAACUUAAUUAAUUUCUCGUAAAGAGUUACCUUAAAUAUUUCCAAAUUUAAGAGGAGGUUAAAUUCUCGUCCAGGACAAAAGGUCCCCGAGAGAACUCAGUCUAAAUUCCGAUUCUACAUCGAAAAUAAACUAUUUUUUAAUCCAAAGAAUUUAAAUAAAUCGUCAU